AUGGGUGAAUUCGACUGCUACUGCCUCCUCUGCAGCGGCCCUCUCGUCCCCUGUGACAUUGGCUCCACCUCCCGCGGCCACCUAACCCGGCGCCGACGUCGAAUCUGCAAAAAGCUACGAGCUAUAGAGGAGGGCCAUAGUUUUGAUUCGUUCGCGUCCGACUCGGAGCUUGAAUCUGGAUCUGAUCAAGAUGGUGAUAAUCAGGAUGGAUUGGAUGGAGAGGUUUGGGAGCAGGACGAGAGGAGGAGUUAUGAUCCGGACGUUGCUACUUCUGAGAGGGUUGAGUGGGUUGAGGAUGUGAGGGUUCUGGGGAUGGCGAUGAAGGGUGAGGGGGACGAGGAGGGGAUCGGGAGGACUUUUAUAUCGGGGCGAGCUAAUUAUGAUGAUGCUGGGUUGAUAUACGUUGAGCAAGGCGAUGAUCCAAACCAGCCCUCCAUCGGCGAAAACCCCUACUAUGACUGUUACGUUCCAUCCAAUGACAACGACGUCGUAUUCCCCUUCCAUACGCAUUGUAUGGUCGUCCUCGAGGAAGCAUUUAAGUGGUCUAAUGCUCGCUCUCGACACAGUAGAGAGAGGUCCGUUCCUCCAUUAUCACACAAUAUACCCAAGGAUGGCAUUCCACUUACUAAAUACAUCCAGCCUCGAUCUAAACACCCUCUACAAAACAGCCACACGAAUAGGUGGCCUCACAAAUCUAAAUCUAGACUACGGUGGUAUAUCCGGCGUGGAUCAAUGUUGGGAGUGUAUACCGGGCGAAGAGUACUCCGUAAUCAACCCCCUACAAUUCUCUCUUGA
Messenger RNA from Penicillium brasilianum, 795 nucleotides. The record is from the annotation of a GenBank genome assembly. NCBI's taxonomy places the organism in Eukaryota, Fungi, Ascomycota, Eurotiomycetes, Eurotiales, Aspergillaceae.